This is a messenger RNA of Pseudovirgaria hyperparasitica, 936 nucleotides long. RefSeq lists its product as uncharacterized. The transcript has a single exon. Gene Ontology annotation, molecular function: pre-mRNA binding; U6 snRNA binding; metal ion binding. The coding region runs from base 65 to 796 and encodes 243 amino acids. NCBI's taxonomy places the organism in Eukaryota, Fungi, Ascomycota, Dothideomycetes, Acrospermales, Acrospermaceae. Gene Ontology annotation, cellular component: Prp19 complex; U2-type catalytic step 1 spliceosome; U2-type catalytic step 2 spliceosome. The record is from RefSeq and is a predicted model, not a curated record.
CCAAAAACUAUACUACACUCUCAAUCCACUCCCUCCUACACACACGCACACACGCACACACAUCAUGGCCGACCUCGACACCCACCCAGCACCCUCACCACCACCACAAGCCCCCACCAUCAUCCCCCAAUCCACGACCUCGCCUCUUCCCUCCGCCGUCGAAACCUCCUCAACCGCCCUCACAACCACCAACACAGCCGACAAAAAGAUAAUCAAAAAGAUAAUCAAAAAGAAACGCCGCCCAGCCAGACCCCAAGUCGACGCCACAACCUUCAAAUCCGAGCCCCCACCGCAAACCGGCACCAUCUUCAACGUCUGGUACAACAAAUGGUCCGGCGGCGACCGCGAAGACAAAUACCUCUCCAAAACCGCCGCGCCCUCGCGCUGCUCCGUCGCCCGCGACAGUGGGUACACCCGCGCCGACAAGAUCCCCGGCAGCUACUUCUGCCUCUUCUUCGCGCGCGGCUUGUGCCCGCGCGGCCACGAGUGCGAGUAUCUGCACCGCCUGCCGACGGUGACGGACGUGUACAAUCCGAACGUGGACUGCUUCGGCCGCGACAAGUUUGCGGAUUACAGGGAUGAUAUGGGCGGGGUGGGCUCGUUUAUGCGGAUGAAUCGCACGCUGUAUGUCGGCAGGAUCCACGUCACGGAUGAUAUCGAGGAGGUUGUCGCGCGGCAUUUUCAGGAGUGGGGGCAGAUUGACCGGAGUGAGUCGUCUUGUUGUUGUCUUUGCAUAAUAUCUACCCCUACACACCCCUUCUUCUCAUCAAACCCCCCGCUGCGCAAAAUUCACUAACAAACUACCAAAAAAACAGUCCGCGUCCUCACCGCCCGCGGCGUCGGCUUCGUAACCUACACCAACGAGGCCAACGGCCAGUUCGCAAAGGAGGCCAUGGCCCACCAAUCCCUCGACCACAACGAGAUCCUCAACGUCCG